CGCGGGCGGCGGGGCGGCCCUCGGGCCAUGCGUUCGGCUCGGCCCAACCCGGCCGGCCGGGGGCGGCGCCCCGAGCCCGGGCCCCGCGCGGCCCGUGCCCCCGGCUCCCGCUGAGCUCCGGGGGCCCCACUGUGGCCGAGGCCAUGUUCCCCGUGUUCCCUUGCACGCUGCUGGCCCCCCCCUUCCCCGUGCUGGGCCUGGACUCCCGGGGGGUGGGCGGCCUCAUGAACUCCUUCCCGCCACCUCAGGGUCACGCCCAGAACCCCCUGCAGGUCGGGGCUGAGCUCCAGUCCCGCUUCUUUGCCUCCCAGGGCUGCGCCCAGAGUCCGUUCCAGGCCGCGCCGGCGCCCCCGCCCACGCCCCAGGCCCCGGCGGCCGAGCCCCUCCAAGUGGACUUGCUCCCGGUCCUCGCCGCCGCGCAGGAAUCCGCCGCGGCGGCUGCGGCCGCGGCCGCGGCGGCCGCCGCCGUGGUGACUGCGCCCCCGGCCCCCGCCGCCGCCUCCACUGUGGACACAGCGGCCCUGAAGCAGCCUCCGGCGCCUCCUCCGCCACCCCCUGCCGUCUCCGCGCCGGCCGCCGAGGCCGCGCCCCCCGCCGCGGCCGCCACCAUCGCCGCGGCCGCGGCCACCGCUGUCGUCGCCCCGACCUCGACGGUCGCCGUGGCCCCGGUUGCAUCCGUCUUGGAGAAGAAAACAAAGAGCAAGGGGCCCUACAUUUGCGCCCUGUGCGCCAAGGAGUUCAAGAACGGCUACAACCUCCGGAGGCACGAAGCCAUCCACACAGGAGCCAAGGCUGGCCGGGUCCCUUCGGGUGCUAUGAAGAUGCCCACCAUGGUGCCCCUCAGCCUCUUGAGCGUGCCCCAGCUGAGCGGGGCCAGCGGGGGAGGGGGAGAAGCCGGGGCUGGCGGCGGCUCGGCCGCCGUGGCGCCCGGUGGCGUGGUGACCACGACUGCCUCUGGAAAGCGCAUCCGGAAGAAUCACGCCUGCGAGAUGUGCGGCAAGGCCUUCCGCGACGUCUACCACCUGAACCGGCACAAGCUGUCGCACUCGGACGAGAAGCCCUACCAGUGCCCUGUGUGCCAGCAGCGCUUCAAGCGCAAGGACCGCAUGAGCUACCACGUGCGCUCGCAUGACGGCGCUGUGCACAAGCCCUACAACUGCUCCCACUGUGGCAAGAGCUUCUCCCGGCCGGAUCACCUCAACAGUCACGUCAGACAAGUGCACUCAACAGAGCGGCCCUUCAAAUGUGAGAAAUGUGAGGCAGCUUUUGCUACGAAGGAUCGACUCCGAGCGCACACAGUCCGACACGAGGAGAAGGUGCCAUGUCAUGUGUGUGGCAAGAUGCUGAGCUCGGCUUAUAUUUCGGACCACAUGAAGGUGCACAGCCAGGGCCCUCACCAUGUCUGUGAGCUCUGCAACAAAGGUACUGGUGAAGUUUGUCCAAUGGCGGCGGCGGCGGCGGCAGCAGCAGCAGCAGCAGCGGCGGCGGCAGUGGUGGCAGCCCCCCCCACAGCUGUGGGCUCCCUUUCUGGGGCAGAGGGGGUACCAGUGAGCUCCCAGCCACUUCCCUCCCAGCCCUGGUGAGCUCCAAGUUGAUGGGGGAGAGGGGAGCAUGGAGGAAAGCUCUUCUCGGUACAGUCUCCUCCUUCCCACCAACUCCUCACUACUCACUACUCCAUCAACCAAGGAACCUCCAGACAGAGGAGGAAGAAGGAAUCCACUAGGUUUUAACAAUGGUUCUCCUGCUCCUUUCUUGUCCCUAUCAGAGCUGACCCUACAGACACCUGUCCCCUGAGUUGUGUUGAAGUCCCCUGGACAGUGAGCAGGGGUGGCGGAGGACAGCAGCAGCCACUGCCCUCAACCUUUAACCCCUUGCCUUUCCUUCCAGGGAUCCGUAAGCCUUUCCCGAGAAGGUCCUGUGCUCUCCUCCAGUCCCCCUCCCCUACUGUCUGCUGCUCCUUCCUGGGGAGUUGGUGCUUUCUUUUUGUUGUUGUUGUUUUUUUCCCAGGGGGAGGGAGGAGAGAGAGGAGGGGAGUUCGGAUUCUGUCCCAGAGGAGGGAUAGGCGGACUUGAGGGACAGGAUCGGGAAGGCAGAAAGGGACACUCAGUAAGGAAGGGUGGUCACAGCCUGCACAUCCUGCUGGCGUGUCUGUCCAGGGAAAGCCAAGGGGAGCAUCCGAAGGAGCCACUAGGGCCAGAAGCAGAACGACAGAGACGGAAUCUUAGGGUCCAGGGUAAAGGAGGGGAGCCAGGGACAAGAGGUGCUUCCUGGGGGUGGGGAAAUGCAGCCACAGUGUCUCCCUUCCCUCUUCACCCCAGCUCCAGCCCUGGUCUUUUCCUCUUUCCCACAACAGAAGCUGUGGGCCCUGGCCAUGUCAUCGUGUUCCUGUGUCCCUUGCAUGUUCCCCUCCCCUCCCCUCCCUCCUUUUGCGCAGACCCCAUUACAAUAAAUUUUAAAUAAAAAUUUGUCUCUGGUUUCCUAA
Molecule: messenger RNA, 2482 nt
Organism: Psammomys obesus (fat sand rat)
Lineage: Eukaryota; Metazoa; Chordata; Mammalia; Rodentia; Muridae
Gene: Maz
Product: MYC associated zinc finger protein
Exons: 5
Coding region: 144-1583 (479 amino acids)
Biological process (GO): regulation of transcription by RNA polymerase II
Cellular component (GO): nucleus
Molecular function (GO): DNA-binding transcription factor activity, RNA polymerase II-specific; RNA polymerase II transcription regulatory region sequence-specific DNA binding
Source: RefSeq, a predicted model, not a curated record